AUGACUGGCACGAGGCCGGUGACAACGAUCUUAACGACAGGCGUUCGUUCUGUUGUUACAACAGCUACUGCCGGUACCGUUCCCACCGCGACGGAAACAACGUCGACAGUGGCGAGGAAACCGAUGAGAACGGCCACGGGCUUUCGUCCCGUCGUCAUUCCGUUCGCUGACAUACAGAGAAAAGUACCGUUCGUUGGUCGCAGUACCGCUGUUCCACCUGUGUCGACUACGUCGAGUUCGUCUACUGCUGUGUCUCGCGACGACGAUAUUGACGACGAUAACGAUAACACGUACGAAACAUUCUCCGUUGCUAGCAGUACCGUCGUGAAAUCGACGACAACGACGACGACGAUGACGACGAUGAGAACGACGACGAAGCAGCCGUCGACGCUGUUGCCUUCGUUGUCGUCGUCGUCGUCAUCGUCGACGUUGAUGCGUUUUAAAUUGCCGACGGUCAGCAGACUGUACGCACGUCGGUUAAUUCAUUGCGACAAACGGAUAACGUGGCGACAAAUCGCCAAUGGUCAACAGCUAACACGCUGUACGGCGAACGAGUUAUACAUGCGCGGUAUUUCGUCAAAUAUAUUGGAUGUCACACCGUCGAACGCUAAAUAUAUAACAUUCGGCGACAUGACGAAUCCGGUGCGUACCGAAGACGGCGCUGUCGUAUUUCCGAAUCAUCAGCAAUUAAUUAGAGUUGACGAGAUAACCGCAGCCUUUCUGAUGAGCCCCGGUGUGAAUGCCGACUCGUUGCCCCCGUUCAACUGGGUCGGCAAUCACUAUCGUUGGAUAGUGUGGAAGCUGGCUGCAAUGGAUCGGAUAAAAUUCGGUGAUCGACAUGAUACUUUGCCGACGAUGCUGACGGUAACUCGUAUAAUGAGUGAAUUAAAAUACAGAUACCAACGAGAAAUAGAUAUGCGACAGACGCCAGCGUUGAAACUGGUGUCAAUGGGAUCCAUAGAUGCUGCGACCGUUGCUGCCGCUAGACGCUUAGUAUUGUGCGUAUCAUUCGUACAGUUCGACGAAUCUCUAAAUAACGUCAUGUUGAAACUGACAGACAGCUGGUACAGCAUUCGUGCGAUACCAGACGCUCUAUUGCGUCGUCAUGUCGUUUCAAAACUUACCGUAGGUACAAAAAUCAUUACGUACGGUGCCACGUUGUCGCAACAGAUAAUCGACGGACAACAGCACCGUGUGCUUUAUCUAAACGGAAAUUCGACUCGAAGAGCGGCGUGGGACACGAAACUCGGGUUUGCGAGACCGUCGGGCCCGUUUACUAUAAAUCUAGCUACCAUAGAUCCGAACGGUGGUCUUAUCGGUCGUGUUCGAGUAACGAUCGUCAGGGUUUAUCCGAUCCUGUACUACGAUCGUGUCACGAACAAGUAUGAAAACGAACAAUGUGAGAGACAAAAGGCAAACGCUGACCAGAGAACACGCGCUCGUUACAUAGCCGCGUUCUAUGCAAACGUCGAAAACGUUUUGCGUGGUAACGAUACUGUUCACGGUAGUAGCAGCAGCAGCAGCAUGUGGGAUGAAAUACGUUCGGCAGUGACCGAGUCGCGCGCAGAAGGUAUCCUUCGUACAGAGGAUGUGUACCGUCGCAACGAGGAGCGUGUAUGCGAACGUUUAAAUCGUCCGUUGGUCGAUACUUUGCCGUCACCACGUAAAACGGAACAGGUGAUCGUUGCUCGGAUCGCAGACAAGACCACAAACAUGUUUCUUCAAGUUCCUGUAUCGUCAUGCGUUUCAAUGCUCGUCGAAGGAGCUGUUCUAUCCAUCAGCGAUCUCAACAUAAAUACCAGAACCUCCAUGCUGACUGUCAGGGACGGUCGCGUGUUUAGUGGGACACCGUACAACGAGGCUGACACGGUCGGUAUCAUUGUCCACGUUCAACGUCAACAAUUACGAACGAACAACAACGAUAGCAAGAGCACCAACAGCAUUGUCGUUGGGACACCGUACAACGAGGCUGACACGGUCGGUAUCGUUGUCCACGUUCAACGUCAACAAUUACGA
Messenger RNA from Ceratina calcarata, 2016 nucleotides. Its product is annotated as breast cancer type 2 susceptibility protein homolog. Gene Ontology annotation, biological process: regulation of DNA-templated transcription; double-strand break repair via homologous recombination. NCBI's taxonomy places the organism in Eukaryota, Metazoa, Arthropoda, Insecta, Hymenoptera, Apidae. The record is from RefSeq and is a predicted model, not a curated record. Gene Ontology annotation, cellular component: nucleus. The transcript is spliced from 5 exons. The annotation marks the transcript as partial.